Messenger RNA from Mercenaria mercenaria, 2761 nucleotides. RefSeq names its product WSC domain-containing protein 2-like. The coding region runs from base 613 to 1428 and encodes 271 amino acids. The record is from RefSeq and is a predicted model, not a curated record. Gene Ontology annotation, molecular function: sulfotransferase activity. The transcript has 4 exons. Lineage: Eukaryota; Metazoa; Mollusca; Bivalvia; Venerida; Veneridae.
UCUUUAGCUGAUUCUUCUAAUUAUAUAGAAACAUGUCUUUUAGUGAUUUACAUAUCAUACCUUUUGUUAUAAUUAGUGUGUAUGGGAUUCACCUGGAUCUGAUGAUUUGUAUUUAUAAUACUCCAUGACUUUGGAACAUGGUAGAGGUUAAGAAUAUGUCUGGUGCACGCCGUAGGCAGUUCAAACGCUCCAUUGAUGAUUUUGCGCAAUUGCGUUUCCUUAAAAUAUUAUUUCCUUCGCGUUUUCUAGUAUAUUUUCUAACAUAAUUUGUGUUUUCGUGUAAGUACAUCUUUUGAUGUUAGUCGACUACGUUCUUGGAAUUUGAGUAAGCAGUCAAUCCUUAUAUUAACCUUAGAAUAUUAAAAAUAAUGUACAUAGAGAGGAAAACAUUAUCUUACAUUUACAAUAGCGCAUUUUGGGUUGUAAUAAAACAGCCAAUAAAUACGCGUGUCGUUUAAUUGAUAGAUGAGAUAUGUGUAAUGUAUCGAAACUAGCAUGUAAACAUUUAUGCGGAAUGUUUAUAAAAAGAGAUAUCUAUUAAGGGUGAUACAAGUGUAGUUAUCGUAUCAGUAAACACAAAUACUUUAGUUAUUAAUCUGACUGAAGUAAAACAUGUUGCGAAAACAGUCUGUGUGUCUAGUUCUGAUAGUUAUAGCUGUUGGUUUUAUUGCUGAUACCGUGAUACAUAUUUACCUCAGGAGUACCUCUUCAUUCAAAGGAACCACUAUUAAAUACAAUUACGAAAAUGACAAAUGGCUGAAAUGUUUAACUUAUUCCUGUAUUGCUAAUUGGUAUCCAAGGAUGCAAAAUAAAGGCAAAGAAAGCAAUAUAAACGAAUGUGUGACUCUGAUACAACAAAAUUUAUAUGAAAAUGUGACAGAUAAAUUGCUGAAAAAUAUGAUGAACAAAUGUUUUCUCACCGGAAUUAUGCAUAAAACGGUUUUAUUCAAUAUAUCAUUUAUAGAGGAAUUUGUGCAAAAUUUUAGCUGUCCAUCGGCAAAGUAUUUGAGCACUCAAAGACCACUUGUAGCCUUAGCUAGUUAUCCAGGUUCAGGAAACACGUGGACAAGGGAAUUGAUAGAGGCAAUAACAGGUACAUUUACCGGCAGUAUAUACACUGACUGGAACUUUAAAGGUUCAGAAUUGUGUCCAGCUAGAGGAAAUAUAUACAUCGUGAAAACUCACAUUCCUAGUGAUAAAGCCACCAGUCAUGUAAAAUGCCGAGAGAUUGGUGUUUCUACAUUGAAUUACACAAAGGCUGUUUUGAUACUGAGAAACCCAUAUCAAGCUUUGUUGGCGGAAUUUAAUAGGCAGCAGUCAACAAGCUACAGUGGGAACCCUGGUGUUGGCAUAGCUCCUAAAAGCGAUUUUAAAACUUCGCAAUUGAUGGUUGUACUUCCUGAAACCUUCAGUACUUACACCAAGUGAGUUGCAAGAUGAAUAUGAUCGAUGUUGCAAAAGUAAAUACUAAGUGUCUGAUGGGACAAAUUCGUCAGAGUAGAGUCGGAAACUUGGAAACAUAUGGCAAUUUACUGGCUUUCACGAUUUAGAAAACCAGUCUAUGUACUUGUUUAUGAUGACUUAUUGAACUAUACUGUGAUUGAAAUGUACAAACUCACACGUUUUUUGAACAUAACUGCAACAUUUAAGUCAUUAUAUUGCCUUUCUAGCAAAAGUGUUGGGAAUUUCAAAAGAAGCAAACCAAAAUGGUUGACAAUCGAGGCCUUGUUUGAUUCUCGUUUGAGGAAAGUUGUUAAUGACAAAAUAAAAUCGGUGCUGAAAGUUUAUGAACUUCCACAGUUAUACAGCUACAUUCUUUAAGAAUGCUAAGUUAGGCUUAUAUAAACAUUUUGACUGAAUGUAAUGUACUAUCAUUAACAUGUAAAGAACACACUUAGAACUUUCGGUGCUUGAAGAAAGUAUUCAGUUUUUUCUCAAAGAUUCGGCUUCUCAAGUGUCUUGAUCUUUUCAGGAUAAAUAUCAAUAGCAUUCAUUAAUUAGCUAAAUCGUGAGUACUUUCGAGUAAGUUUAUGUGUUUGCAUCAGUUACUUUGCGCGGAAUUACCCGUGAAGAUCAUGUCAGUAUAUUAGCAAUGAAGAUAUGAUAGUAUAAUGUUUAUAGGUUAUUAGCUUUGUAUCGGGAAAUAUGCACGAGUUCUUCAGCGGAAAUAGUGCGCGACUUAAGGAGCGCAAUAUUCUUCCGCUGAAGAACGAGUACAUAUUUCCCGAUUCAAAGAUAAUAACCUUUUUAUUACAUACGCAUCUACACGUAUAGAUAUUAUGUAAAUGUCAUAAGUAUGUUCAAUAGCCUGGAUAGGAUUGACAAUACUGAACUAAAUAGAAAAAAAAAGUGCAACAACACACACUGAAUUACGUCACGCACCCGAUAUGAAAUUCAGGCGUCAGUGUAUGGAAAAAAAUUGACGUUUCCGGUACCAGUGUAACUUAACGGGGAAUAGAAAGGAGUAUGUAAUAAACACUAAUAUCUCACGUAUUGCCAUCAGUAAUCUCUAAACGAAAACUGGAGGUGUUGGGGAGACAUUCGAGCAGCUUCAUAUUGUAUUUUUUCUAAGGUAUCUGUUUUCUUUGUGAACACUGCUGACCCAUAUUAUUCAAAGAUGUUCUAUGAAAUAUUUUGUCGAGAGCUUUACGUUUUGUUCUUAAUGUAGUUAAUCUCAUUGAUAAUAAUAUGACACUGAUUGCAGUCAUAAUAUCUGUUAUUUUUUAUGCAAAGAACAGCUUGACUAAACGUAACGCACCCA